Messenger RNA from Nothobranchius furzeri (turquoise killifish), 2190 nucleotides. RefSeq names its product negative elongation factor complex member C/D (gene nelfcd). Gene Ontology annotation, cellular component: NELF complex; nucleus. Gene Ontology annotation, molecular function: RNA binding. The record is from RefSeq and is a predicted model, not a curated record. Lineage: Eukaryota; Metazoa; Chordata; Actinopteri; Cyprinodontiformes; Nothobranchiidae. Gene Ontology annotation, biological process: negative regulation of transcription elongation by RNA polymerase II.
AAUGUGUCUUCUUGACACAGCUGAGCCUGACAGUCUGUACUCGGGGAUUAAAGCGCCGCGAAUCUGCUGGCCAUUUUCCUCUUCUUGUUAGCUUACUAGCUCAUAAGGCUAGUCUUCUAAUUAUUGCGUUUGCCGGAGUAAAACAAACAUAUGCCAUAUUUAAAAUUUACAGCUCGGUCAUUUUAGCUGUAUCGGGGCUUCCUUUCUUUCCGCCGUCAUGGAUGAGGAGUAUUACACAGGUGGAGGAGACUGGGAAGGCCCAGACGGUAACCUGGUGAGGACGGGACUUGUUGCUGUUAGCAUUAGGAUGAUGUUUAUGAUGAAGGAGAAAGCGAUGGGAAAGUCCAGGAGGACUGCCUGCAGAAAUUCUCCAGCAGAGAUUAUAUCAUGGAGCCUGCUAUAUUCAACACAUUGAAACGGUAUUUCCAAGCAGGUGGCUCUCCUGAACAUGUCAUCCAACUUCUCUCAGAGAACUACUCAGCUGUUGCUCAGACGGUCAAUCUUCUAGCGGAGUGGCUCAUCCAAAUGGGUGUGGAACCGGCUCAGGUCCAAGAGCGAGUAGAAAAUCACCUCAAGAGUCUCCUCAUAAAGCACUUCGACCCCCAGAAAGCUGAUUCUAUCUUUACUGUGGAGGGAGAGACGCCUGCUUGGCUUGAGCAGAUGAUAGCACACACAACAUGGAGGGAUCUGUUCUACAAGCUGGCAGAGGCUCACCCCGACUGUCUGAUGCUCAACUUCACUGUAAAGCUUAUUUCUGACGCGGGUUACCAAGGAGAGAUCACCAGUGUUUCGACAGCAUGCCAGCAACUGGAGGUUUUCUCCCGAGUGCUGAGGACAUCUUUAGCCACGUUGCUGGAUGGAGGAGAAGAAAACUUGGAGAAAAAUCUGCCAGAAUUUGCUAAAAUGGUGUGUCAUGGAGAGCACACCUACCUCUUCGCACAGGCAAUGAUGUCCAUCCUCGCUCAGGAGGAGCAGGGCGGUUCAGCUGUUCGUAGGAUCAGCCAGGAAGUGCAGAAGUCCGCACAUGAGAGGGGUCAUGAUGCCAGUCAGAUCACCCUCGCACUCGGUACGGCAGCAGCCUACCCUCGAGCCUGCCAGGCUCUGGGCGCCAUGUUGUCCAAAGGAGCCCUGAAUCCUGCCGACAUCACAGUUUUGUUCAAGAUGUUCAGCAGCAUGGACCCGCCUCCUGUAGAGCUGAUCAGGGUUCCUGCCUUUCUAGACCUGUUCAUGCAGUCUCUUUUCAAGCCUGGAUCAAAAAUCAACCAGGACCAUAAGCACAAAUACAUCCACAUUUUAGGCUACGCAGCCAGCGUUGUUGAGACGUGGAAAAAGAACAAGCGAGUCAACAUCAAUAAAGAUGAGCUGAAAUCAACUUCCAAGGCCAUAGAGACCGUUCACAACCUGUGCUGCAAUGAGAACAAAGGAGCUACAGAACUGGUGGCUGAACUCAGCACCUUGUACCAGUGCAUCAGGUUUCCAGUGGUUGCCAUGGGAGUUUUAAAGUGGGUGGACUGGACUGUAUCAGAGCCACGCUACUUCCAGCUCCAAACGGACCAUACUCCCGUUCAUUUAGCCUUACUAGAUGAGAUCUGCACGUGUCACCAGCUGCUACACUCGCAGGUCCUCCAGCUGCUCAUCAAGCUCUUUGAGACGGAGCACUCUCAGCUGGACGUCAUGGAGCAGCUGGAGCUGAAGAAGACGCUACUGGACAGAAUGGUUCAUCUCCUGAGUCGUGGUUACGUCCUUCCUGUCGUCAGUUACAUUCGUAAAUGUCUGGAGAAACUCAACACGGAUAUUUCCCUCAUUAGAUAUUUUGUCACUGAGGUGUUAGACGUGAUCGCACCUCCUUACACUUCAGAUUUUGUUCAACUCUUCUUGCCGAUCUUGGAGAAUGAAAGUAUCGCAGGAACAAUUCGCACCGAGGGAGAACACGACCCUGUGGCCGAGUUCAUUGCUCACUGCAAGUCGAAUUUCAUCAUGAUUAACUGACUGGGUUCAAUGUCUAAUUUCAACUUGUUUUUUGAGGGGAAAAAAACUUUUUUUUGGUGACAUUGGUCUCUGAAAGGGUGAAAUAUGAACAGUAAAGACAGCCUUAUCUUAUUUCAUGUUUUUUUUUAAAUAAAAACCUGAAUGUCUAGUUUGAUCCUUUUUAAUUUGUUAUUAAAAAUGUAAAUAAAAAAAUGCCAUUCA